This is a messenger RNA of Andrographis paniculata, 2369 nucleotides long. Its product is annotated as subtilisin-like protease SBT3.18. Gene Ontology annotation, molecular function: serine-type endopeptidase activity. Bases 1 to 2343 code for a protein of 780 amino acids. The transcript has 10 exons. The record is from RefSeq and is a predicted model, not a curated record. Gene Ontology annotation, biological process: proteolysis. Lineage: Eukaryota; Viridiplantae; Streptophyta; Magnoliopsida; Lamiales; Acanthaceae.
AUGGCAAGCGGUUCCCGCUGUUAUUGGGGGCUGUCCCUCUCACUUACAGCACUUUUUGUAUCUCACUCAAUAUCCACCACUUCUCAUGUUUAUAUUGUCUAUCUCGGCCACACUCAUGGACGUGAUCCUCUGCUUACAUCCGAACACCACUUUGACCUCCUGAGCAGUGUGUUUGAGAGCAAAAUCGAAGCAAAGAAAGCCAUGUUAUAUAGCUACAAGCAUGCAUUUUCUGGCUUCGCUGUUUUGCUUGAUGCCAACCAGGCAACAGUCCUUGCAAAUUCGAGGGGGGUGAUAUCUGUGUUCAAGAGCACGACACUUGAUCUGCACACCACGAGGAGCUGGGAUUUUAUGGGACUUUCCAUCGAUUAUUCUUGGGGAACACCGAUUCAGCUAUCCCAUGGUGAUGACAUAAUUGUUGGCAUCUUCGACUCAGGUGUCUGGCCGGAGUUAGCUAGCUUCAAGGAGGAACCGAACAUGAGACCGAUACCAAAGCAUUGGAAGGGAAAAUGUGUUGGUGGGGAUGAGUUCAAUCCCAAAAAACACUGCAACAGGAAACUGAUUGGAGCAAAGUAUUUCCUCAAGGGGUUUGAAAAACAAUUCGGGCAUAUCAAUAAAACCGAACAUCAGGAGUACAUAUCAGCCAGGGAUUUCAUCGGCCAUGGAACUCACACAGCUUCGACGGCCGUAGGAUCAAGAGUGAGAGAUGCUAACUUGUUUGGUUUCGCCAGAGGCAUUGCUCGAGGAGGAGCCCCCAGAGCUCGGCUAGCAGUAUACAAAGUAUGCUGGAGUAUAAAUUUUGACGGGCAGUGCACCGAGGAAGAUGUAUUGGCAGCCUUUGACGAGGCGCUGCACGAUGGAGUGGAUGUCAUAUCAGCCUCUUUCGGAAAACCACCUCCAUUAAGACCAUUCUUUGCUUCAAGCUCUGAUAUUGGUUCAUUCCACGCCAUGCUGUUGGGAGUAAGUGUGGUUUUCUCAGCAGGUAACGAUGGCCCCGAUCCAUCUCUCGUGGGAAAUGCCAAUCCGUGGAGCAUCUGCGUGGCUGCCUCCAGCAUGGACCGAAGUUUCCCCACGUGGAUCUUGCUCGAAGAUGGCACCUCUUUUGUGGGUGAAGGUUUGAUCAGCAGCCGCAUAAGGGGAACCUUGGCAAGAGCUACAGCUUACUUCAAACAGGGAAUCUGUGACAAUGCGAACUGGAUGAAAUCGUCGGCUGCAGGCAUGAUACUUUUGUGUUUCUCCAUGGAUGGACCGGUGAGCAGUUUAGACGCAGAGUUUGCUGCGCGCAGGGCCAAUGCCGCAGCUUUGAUCUUCGUCCAGCCUGUAGCCAAGCCCACCGCGGCCAUUAGCAUUGUACCUGUUGUCCGUAUCGACACCAUUCAAGGCACAAAGUUACAAUUGCUGCCUACCGGCACCAAGGCGAUGAUAGCGCCAAGCGACACGGCCUUCGGAAGGUCACCGGCACCAAUGGUUGCAGAGUACUCUUCUAGAGGACCAAGCUCAAUCUCCCCUAACAUUCUCAAGCCGGAUAUCAGCGCGCCGGGGACCAACAUACUGGCGGCCUGGCCGCCCAACGUCUCUCCAACCGUGUUUGGAUCAGAUUUUGAUAAUCGAUCGGUGGUUUGGAACUUCGACUCCGGCACGUCGAUGUCUUGCCCUCAUGUAUCCGGCGUCGUCGCACUCCUCAAAUCGGCAUACCCUGAAUGGUCCCCUGCUGCAGUAAGAUCAGCCCUCGUGACCACAGCGUACAACGCCGACGUCGUAUCUGGCGACGACAUAUUGGUGCGAGGUUCGUUCAAGUCUUCGGACGCCUUCGACAUUGGCGCCGGACACAUGAACCCCGUCAAGGCAUUCGAUCCAGGGCUGGUGUACGACGUAACGCCCCGAGACUAUGCACAUUUCCUCUGCAACAUCGGCUACACCAGCGAGCAGAUACGCGCCAUGGGAGUCUGCGGACCGGAUAGAUGUCGUGACAAAUUGGAGCCAGAUUGGAACUUAAACUACCCUGCGAUAACUUUGUGGGAUCUCCGACACGCUGCGACGGUCCGGAGGACCGUCCGCAACGUCGGAAUAAGGAAGACGGCGGUGUACUUUGUCAGAGUCGAGAAGCCGGACGGCGUCGAGGUUGUGGUUUGGCCCCGAGUAUUGGUGUUCUCUCCGUGGAAGGAAGAGUGGAGGUACUACGUGACGGUGACGACGGUGAUGCCGGCGUCGCGGCGACGGAGAGCGGCGUUCGGGUGGAUUAUUUGGUCGGAUGGAUUCCAUAAUGUCCGGAGCCCUUUGGUGGUCGGAAUCGGCGGUGAAGCUGGGGGGUCUGUGGAUUCUAACGACACCAACAUGGCGUAUUGAUUUGAUCAUGAAGUUCAUGAAUAAGA